This is a messenger RNA of Closterium sp. Yama58-4, 6258 nucleotides long. The record is from the annotation of a GenBank genome assembly. NCBI's taxonomy places the organism in Eukaryota, Viridiplantae, Streptophyta, Zygnematophyceae, Desmidiales, Closteriaceae.
AUGUCCCCUGGCCGCGCGUCCUUAUCAUCGCCCCUUGACCCGCGCACCCUCGCCUCGCCCGUCGCUGCUGCCUCCCCGGCCGCGUACGGCAGUGCGGCGGGGCACGGGGAUACCGGCAGCGGCGGCGAUGAGAGCGCAGAUAGCGCGGAGCGUGUGCGCGUUGGAGGGAGCGAGCACGGCGGUAGCAGCAGCGGCGGGGCGCACGAGGGCGUGGCGGGCGAGUCGCUGCUGCAGCAGCACCAACGCGCGCGGGCCGAGGAGGCAGUAUCCGCGUUAUCGAGUCCGGAUAUAUCGGAUCCGGAUGAUAGCGACGAGGAGGCGGAAGAGCGGGAGGAGGCGGAGCACACGCAGCAGGUGUUAGGCAAGGCAUACGAGAACGUGUUCGACCGUUACCAUAUGGGCGCGGAGCUGGGGCGCGGGCAGUACGGCGUGAUCUGGCUGGCGACGGAGCGCGCGACGGGCGAGACGCUCGCGUGCAAGUCGAUCUGCAAGGCGAAGCUGGAGGGCGACGGCGACGUGGAGGACGUGCGGCGCGAGGUGGCGGUGAUGCAGGCGGUGCGCGGGCACGCCGCGAUCGUGCAGCUGCGCGGCACGUUCGAGGACCGCCAGUGGGUGCACCUGCUCAUGGACGUGUGUCUGGGCGGCGAGCUGUACCAGCGCAUCCUGCAGCGCCAGCGCUACCCCGAGAGUGACGCGGCCGUGGUGUGCCACACGCUGCUGUCCGUGGUGGCGCACCUGAACGCGCUGGGACUCAUGCACCGCGACCUCAAGCCCGAAAACAUUCUGCUCGUGUCGCAGGACUCGCACACUGACGUCAAGAUCGCUGACUUCGGCCUCGCCACCUUCGUUCAGCCAGGUGCGCCACUGAGCGCGAUGGCGGGGAGCGCGUUCUACAUAGCGCCGGAGGUGCUGGCAGCGCAGUACGGCGUGGAGGCGGACAUGUGGAGCGUGGGCGUCGUGCUCUUCAUCCUGCUCUCGGGCCUGCCGCCCUUCUGGGCGCCCUCCGAGGACGGCAUCUUCCAGGCAAUCAGCAAGGGCCACGUGGACAUGAGCUCGGGCGUGUGGGAGGGCGUGUCGGCGGAUGCAAAGGACCUCGUGUCGCUCAUGCUCACGCUCGACCCCCGCCACCGCAUCACACCGUCUCAGGCGCUCAAUCACCGCUGGUUGAAGGAGCACUGUGGCAACCUCACCAGCGCGCCCCCCUCGCUGCCCGGCAAGUCCACCCCCACUGCACCCAGUACCACUCCCCUCACUCCUACCGCUUGUGCUCAGUCCUCUCCCACGCCAACGACGCCAGCAGCAGCACCACCAACAGCUACAGAAGAAGCAGCAGCAGCAGCAGCAGAAGCAGAAGCAGCAGCAGCAGCAGCAGAAGCAGCAGCAGCAGCAGCAGCAGCUGCAACCUCCCCAGCCGUUGCUGCAGAGGUGGCAGCGGGCAGGGGCAGGCGAGGUGGCACGGCGUCAUCUAGGCAGAAAGGGACAGGCGCGCCAGGAAGCAGCGGCGGCGGCGGCAGCAGCAGCAGCAGCUCGAUAGCCCGGUCGCGGUCGUCAGACGUGAGUGCUCUCAUGGGCUCCGCUGCCAAGGGGGGCCCUUUCACCGACCCUUUAGGGCUGCCUGUGCCUGCUGGCGCGUUGCUGCGUGGCCGGCGCACGCUGAGCAGGCGGUUUGAGCGAGAGGAGGAGGAGGAGGAGGAGGGCGGCGUGGACGACGAGGACGAGGGACGGCGGGCGGUGGAGGAAGACGGGGAGACGGAUGGCAAUAAGGAGGGGCACACGGGGCAGAGGAAGGUGGGAGAGGGUGUGGGCGCGGGCGAGGGCAGGGCAGAGAGGAGUCCCAAGCUGAGCCCUGCGAGGCACAGCCCGCUUGCCCUCACUGCAGCGCGCGUGGGGGAUGGGGCCCGCGAGGCGGGCAGGGAGGCGUGGCGAGUGGAGCGCGAGGGGAGCAGGCGCGUGGAGAAAGGGGAGUUGAUGCAGCUGCUGGCCUCAGUGGAGACGCACAUGGCUGCUGCAGCAGCAGACGUGCCUUCUGCUCCACACACGCCCGCAGCCGCUGCUGCAGCAGCAGCAGCAGGGCAGGCGGGGAAGGGAACGGUGCCGCGCGUAUCCAGCGCAGAUGAUGUCACAGGCAAGGGCAAGCCGGGAGGCAAGGCAGGCGAAGGGGAUGCGCGGCAGGGCGCAGGUCGAGGCGCCGUUGCACGAGCCACGCCGCCUCUGCCUGUGGGGCGCGCCAAGACCGAUGUGGGGAGCACCGUUCUGGCUGUCACGCCCUCUCCUGCUGCUGCCACUGGCGCGCCUGAUGCUGCUGCUGCUGGGGCGGCCGCUGCACCCGGGACAGGGGACAAGGAGAAGGAGCAGGGAGGGGAGCAAGGGGGUAACUCUUGCGCUGUGAGUGGUGAGGAGGAGCGUGAGGCGCGGCGUGGUGGUGGCGAGGGGCAGGCAGACAAAGAGGUGGACGCUGCACAAGAGAGUGGCGACGAUGGGGAGAUGGAAGCGUGGGAGUGGGAGGAGAAGGAGAGAAUACGCGUGCAGGAGGAGAGGGAGCAAGAGGCACAGGGACCUCUUGAAGCCUUCUCCACCGCAGCAACACCAACAGCAGCAGCAGCAGCAAUGGCACGGGGCAUGGCAGAUCCUAGUGCAGCAGAAAUACCAGGAAGUGCACCUACGGCGCCUUGGCGUCGCCUGGUGUCCCUGCCCAUCUAUGCCUCGCCGUCCAACCCCACCAGUGCGGUGCCACCCCAAUGGGGGUCUGACAGCACCGCCAACCCUCUGCUUGGAACGCCAGGCCCUGCUGCUGCUCACGCCCACGCUGCUUUUGCUCUUACUGACGGCGAUUCUGCAGCUGGCAGCGCCACCCCGUUCGGCGCCAGCCGGGGGCAGCAGCGUGUGGCGCUGCGCUCUCUCUCCACGCACGCGCUGCGCUCCUCCUAUGCUGCCGCCGGCCUCACUACCCCGCCACCAGCUGCGCCGGCAGCAGCAGGGGCCAGCUGGAAUGCAGAUGGCACCAGGAGCCAUGGAAGAAGCGUGGGCGAUUACGCUGGUAGAGCUGCCACCACUCCGCUUGCGGCGCCUCCCUUCGCCUCCCCCCAGCCCUCCCCCUUGCCUCUCUCCCCGCAUCACCACAUCUCCGCUUUCUCCCACGCCUUCCCCGCUCAUCCCGACUUCCACUCGCCCAUGCUGCCGCGCCAUGGCCCCACGCCCUCCUUCCCCAAGUCCCCUCGCAGCGAGCCGCGCCUGAAGAGCAGUGUGAGCUUUGGGGGCGGCGUGGGGCAGCCGGCAGGCUCUGGGGGAGCAGCGCUCCCGGGGGGCCACAUGCGGUCGCCUCUCCAUCGCACCGCAUCCGCCACCGCUGCUGCCGCGCCUCCAUCCUCCUUGGCCGCUUCCCGUGCGCCUGGCAGCAUCACUCUCGCAAUGCCCUACAAUCCCCCGCCCGCUGUUGCAACAAACAGUGGCAUGGCAGGGUCGUAUGAAUCGUACGGGUCAGGCACAGGGCUUAUACCAGACGACCAGGCCUUCUGUCGCCCGCUCUACCCCGCGCCUGACUCCGCCUUCCCGCUCUCGCCCCUCCACCCACACCACCACCAGCACGACUACAGCCAUGGGGGAUAUCACCACCUGCCCACUGACCCUGGCAGCAGCGGCGCCGGCGAAGGGGGUGGGUACGCUAUGGGGUAUGCGGCGGAAAACCAUGGGGUGAGCUCGUACCGGUCUUUCCAUCGGGGGCAGGCGACGGGGCACAUGGGGCAAGGCGUGCGGUCGGCCCUGCCGCACUCGCGCAGCAUGCAGCAGUACGAAGCGGUGCCGAGUGGUGAUAUGUAUGCGAGUGGGGAUGCUGUGGAUGAGUACGAAGGCGAGCAGUACAUAGCAGGACCUGCAGGAGAGUACGGUAAUGGGCAGCAGUGGGAAGGCGACGGCUCGGGUUACUUAUCUCGGAGAUACAGCUUUGAGAACGGGCAAGGGACCGGGGAUGGUGUUUCUAGGAUGGCAGGUGGUGGUAGUGUGGAUGGUGCUUGGAUGUACAACACAGGGGAAGGGCAUGGUGUUGCAAGGAGGCGGGAUAGGGAGCGAGUGGAGAAGGGAGGGAGGAGAGAGCGAGAGGUACGCGGAGUUCGAGAGCUGCAGCGCGCAGCAGAGAUACCGGGCAUGCCUGUAGGCGCCACCUCUGCCGCAAGGGGCAGCAGCGGCAUGGUUGUGGGCGGUAGUGGGAGCGAGAGGGUGCGAUCGGAGAGAAGGAAACAGCUGCUGCGGCAGAGGUCACAGGAUGCGCCUGUUGCUGCAGCACUGGUGAUGGGGGCAGGAGGGGUGGGGCGCAUGAGAGGGGAGAGUGAGGUGCAUGCAGCGCGCAGCAUCAGCCUCAACACUGUACAAGCCGCCAUGAGCCGGGACACGUCUGCUGGCUCUGCUGACUCAGCGUCGCCCCUUGAGUCGCCGUGCGUGAGCUGGGCGAGGGACGAUGGUAUGGAGGCGGGGGAUGGCAUGGGCGAGGGCAUUGCGCUGGUGAUGCGGCGCGAAGGCAUGCUGCCCAUGCAGGGGGGGGCGAGGGGGCAGCAGGAAGAGAGGGACAGCGAGGGCAGUGGAAGGAGGGGCGGUGAGAGGCGGUCGGGGAGCGAGUGGGAGGAGAGUAUGGAGGGGAGCGAUGAAGAGGCGGCGCAGGGUGAGGAGGAGGAGGAUGUGUAUAGUGAGUGGAGUGAUGGGCGUGGCUCCAGCUCAGGGUCAGAGGCGGCUUGGGGACGGGAUGAGGAGGAGGAGAGUGACGGGGGUGCGCGAGUGGGCACGGAUGUGUUGGUGGGCAUGCGGAGAGAGAGGAGUGUCUCGAUCAGUGAUUUAGAUAACAGUGAGAAUGAGGAGGGUUCGGAUGGGUGGAGUGAGAGUGAUGGGGAUGGAGUAGGCGGUGAGCUGUGGGAGGGCGAGAGGGGGAGUAAGAGGGAGAGAGAUAGUGACCGGGCUAAGUGCAACGGAGACAGAGUGAGGGAGGAUGACAGAAAUUGGGAUGACGAUAGGGAUAGAUACAGAGAGAGGGACCGAGAGAACGAGAGGGCUAGGAGGGAUCGGGAUCGAGACGGGGCGAGAGAGAAAGAAGGAGGGAGGAACCGAGAGCUGGAGAGGGGUAGGGAGGAACGAGAGAAAGAAAGAUAUCGGUCCAGGGAAAGUGAGAAGCCAAAGUCCAAGCACAGGGAUAGAAGUCAAGAACGGGACAGCAGGCACAGUGACAGCUCGAGUAGGCACAAGGAGAAGCGAGGAUCAAAGAGCAGAGACACGUAUUUUGAGCCAAACAGGCACAGAGAGCAUGGGAAGGAGCGGGCGAGGGAGAGGGAGAGAGAUAGCAAGCAUGAGAGGGGCAGCGAGAGGGAGCGAGAGCGGCAUGAGCGCACCAGGGCAAGGAGUAAAGAGAGGCAUGGACACAAGGAUAGGGAGAGAAGCAGUGAUCGAGAAAGGAGCCGUGAGCGGGAUGAGGCAAGGAGGAAUGAGAAACGCAAGGAGAGGGAGCAGCAGAGCCGAAGGAAGGAUUCUGAUCAGGCACGUGAGAGCGGUGGGGACAGGGAGAGACGAAGGGAACGAGACAGUGGUAAGACAAGAGAGAGACGCCAGGAGAGGUAUGAAGAGAGAGAUUGGGAAGGAGAGCGGGAAGGGAAGUGGGAUAAGGAGGAUGAUAGGGAGCGAAGCAGAGGUUCGAAAGCUGAAGCUCAAUCAAUGGUGGAGGAUGGUGGUGGUAAGGGGAAGGUGAGAGAUAAAGAAAGGGAAAAGAAUCGCGAUAAGGAGAAAGGAAGAGAGAAAGUUCGAGAGAGGGGUAAGGACCGAGACAGAGACAGGGAUAAGGAGAGGGAGAGAGACAAAGGUAGGGACAGGGAUAGGGAGAGAGACAGGGACAGGGAUAAGGAUAGAGAAAGAGAUAAAGAAAGGGACAGGGAUAAGGAGAGAGACAGGGACAGGGAUAAGGAGAGAGACAGGGACAGGGAUAAGGACAGGGAUAGGGAUAAGGACAGGGAUAGGGAUAGGGAUAGAGAAAGAGAUAAAGAGAGGGACAGGGAUAACGAGAGAGAAAGAGAGAGAGAGAGGAACCGGGAGAAAGGGAGAGAAAGUUCCAGGCACAAAGGCGAGAGGACACGUGACCGGGAUAGGGACAGGGAAGAAAGAGACAGAGAUUGGUACAAGGACGGCAAGGACAAGGAGAAGAGCCGUGAUAAGGCCAAGGGCCUGGAGAAAGGGAAGGAGCAGAACCGUGACAGGGAAAAGGGUGGCAGGAGCUACAAGGAGAAGUAG